UGAAAACAAGUUCCACGAAGAGGAUCGAAGAAUAUUGGAUUCUCGCGAAUCUAGCGGGCUGGUCAGCUGAAGCAGCAGGCGCAACUUUUUUUCCCCCCAGGCUUGUGUUUAUUUACGCGAGCUGUACGGCGCCCAGAGCGAAGUUUACGCUCCAGAAUUCAGCACCGGAGCUGUCCAGCUUCUCAGCUCGCGCCUCAAAACGACGCUGUUUUCUCGGCUGCGGAAUAUUUGUUUGACUGGGUUACACACACCGUGCACACACUGACCGCCGCGAUCACACUACGCGCAUAGCGUUCAUUGACGGAAGCGAGCCUUGAAAUGACCGCCGGCAGCGCGUGAGGGGAGAAGAAGAAAUCGAGUCCCGAGUACCGGAGCACCAUCCCAUUUCCUUCAGCCAUGGGUGUGCUGAUGUCCAAGAAGCAGCAGGUGGAGAAGGUGCAGAAGUGCAGCGCGGUGGUGUCGGCGUUUAAAGACGGUCUGAAGGACCGGGCGGCCCCGGCGGCCGAAGAGGUCGUAGCUGAGAACGGGGACGAAUCUGCCGAAGGAUCCCAACAGGCGAACAAGGAGCGUACUGAACAGAAAGACAAGGACAGCAAAGCAGGCUCAUUACCAAAUCAACAGGCCUCAGCUCCGCUCAGAGAGGAGCAGAAGGCCAAUCAGGAGGCUUGGGGGCGGCUCCGCGAUGGGAAGGGGGUGGAGCCCGAGGAUCUAAAGAAGGCACAUCAGCUCACUCCUCCCGCCUUUGUGAGGCCAAAGAGAGAGGUCAAUGACGACCAACCAGUAGACGUGCCGCUUGGGCAAAGAGAGCAGCCCGUGAACGACGAGAUGUGCGAGGUGUGUGAGGUUUGGACGGCAGACGAUCUGUUUCCCUGCCGAACGUGCACGAGGGUCUUCCACGACGGCUGUCUGCGGGAGAUGGGUUACCUGAGCUCUGAAGCCCUGCAGGAAAUGAGAGAGACGGCCCACACCACCACCGGCUGGAGCUGCUAUUACUGCGAUAAUGUGAACCUGCUGCUUACCGAAGAAGAGAUGUACAGUCUGAUGGAAACCUUCAAGCAGUGCAAGAUCAUCCCAGAGUCGUGCCUGGUGUCAGAUGAACUCCUGCAGUACAGGCACUUUGUGACCAAGCAGCUCUUCGAAAGAGAUUUGACCGAUGAGGAGGAAGAGGAGGUUCUGGCCCAGUUUGCAGCUCUGGAUCCAGACAAGAAGGGUCAGAUCGAGUGGUCGGACUUCCUCUACCACGAGUCACUUUCAGUGCUGCAGAAGUUCCGGACCGAGAAUUCGCUGGUGAGAAUCCUCACAGCGAAGGAGAAGGAUCGAGCACGGGCCGUGUUUCAGAGUAUAGACCAGGACAAAGAUGGGAUCAUUACUGCUGGAGAAGCCAGAAAAGCCCAAACCUCCUGGUUCCACAAGAUUAACAAAGAAUCCCAGUCCUGCAGUGUCAGACUCAUGGGAUUGUGUUCCCCUUUGUUCAGUAUGGGUAUCAGCCAUGUAGGUCCAAUAUCUGAGAGCAGUCCUGCCAGUUCCAGCAGCGAGCGAAGCAGAGAUAAAGCCUUGGAAAAUGAUAACAGACCCGUUACCUGGGCCAACUUCCUGCGGGAGAGCGCCAUCUACAUCCUUGCUGCGAGGCCCAACAGCCCAGCCAUGCACAUCCGCUUACCACUCUAACCCUGGCCACAUAGCCUGAGACUUCCAGAGGGGCUUCCCGGGUCCAGAUUCACAAGAGAGCGGCGCUGAGGACUAAACUGAAAGUCACACGAGAGUCAAACGCUAAAGAGUACGCCACCACACGCUAAGACUGUACAAGGCAUCGACGGAUUCUUCCUCUAACGACACAAUCUAAUAGCGACACUGACAAAUUCAACGCUACUGAAUAGCACAUCUGUCACCACUUCUUGAGCUUUUUACGAGCUUGUAUGGUUUCCGUUUUUGUGACAAAGUAACUGUUUUGAUCAGAGAAGCUGCUGCAAGAAACACCGUCAAGCAUUGUGUUUUUGAUGUUAACGUGUUGUAUCAUUUUUGAGUUGGGUGAGUUGCGAUCGAUGGAUCCAUGCGAGAGCAGUGGUUGAAUCAUUGCUGAUCUAAUUUCAGUCACCACAAAAUAUGAAUAUAAUAUAGUGGGCAGCAGUUGUGCCAUACAGGAAUUAAAGUGAGAUGCUAUGAUAUACUAUAUACAGUCUAUAUACAUACAAAAUGUAUUUAUUCCCAUACUUUCAGGGAUGGAUUAUGGACUAGGCCAAGGAGCUUCCAGACUGCCAGGGGCCUAAAGCUGUGACAUAGGAAAACAAUUGAAAUUGUUGACAGACAACCACUACCACUAACUAAGAUACUGGAUAUACUAAAAAGGUUUGCAUCAGUUUGAAUUUUCACUUGACAACGUGCGUGUCAGAAUUAUCAGAAGCUGUAAUUUUUUUUUUUAUAUUGUAUUUUAUAUUGUAUUUCUAUGUGAAACAUGAUAAGGAGGCGGAACUUAAUUUUAGCUAGAUUGUGAAGUACGAUCUUCAUUUCUAAAAUUCAGUGAGCUGCCAGUUUAGGCAGUAUUUCAAGGCAACGUGGGAAUGUUUCUGAUGCAAAAUCUGUAUAGGCAGCAUAUAUUAGCAAAUUAAUAGUGAAAAUCGUAUAAAAAAUAUUUGUAUGUAAUUUUAAAAAUGCGAUUUUACCCAGUAUUUGUAUAUUUAUAGCUAGUUGAGUUUUGAUUUGUUAGCUAGCAAACGUUAAUUCCAAAUUCCAUUGAAAUUUAACUGAGAUAGGUCUUAUUAUAAUUAUCAUACUCUUUAAGGUAAAUCAUUUUAACUUAUAAUACUUAUGAUUAAUUAAAUAAAAUGACUUUAAUUAAACAUAAUUAAAAUUAAUUAUGUUAACCCAUAUUUGUUUGUGUGUAUGGGGUUAUUAGAGAGUUGCAUUGUUAGCAUAAGCUACAUUUUAAUUACAAACCAAUUUCUAUUGAAACUAAUUCAAUCGAGUCAUAAUUCUGAUACUUUUAAGGUACUUUAUUUUGAUUAACACUAUUUUAAAAUCGAAUUAAAUAUCUAACUUAUUUAUUAUUUCACCCAAUAUGAGUGUUUUUUUGCGUUUUAGAGUGCUGUUUCAUUAGCUUAGCAUGUUGCUAAAACUAUGUUGCAAAACUAUUAAAAUUGAUUUUGAAUCAAGUUUCUGCAUAAUUAUCUUCUUUCUAUGAUAACUCAUUUUGACCUUCAAGUAUGGAUAAGUAUGGAUUGCCCAAAUAUUUGUUGUAUAUUUUUCUACCUAAGUGUUGUUAACAUAGCAUCAUGCUAAUGCCAAACUCUAAAAUCAACCGAGUCGUCUAAAUCCUACGUGCUUCAUUAUUCAUAAUUGAAAAUAAAUUCAAUCAUGAUUGAAAAUAAAGUCAGAUUGGUCACUUUUAAGGUAUCAUGUCAGAAUUAUGUCUUAAAGCAGCUCACUGGGCUGAAAUAAAAAAAAUAAUAAAGUAUUAAAGUAGCAAUUUUGGAAUGCAAAGCUGCUAUUACAAUAAAUAAGAUCUCAUUUAGUAUUUCUUUAAUCCCUGGGGAAAAGGUAACAAAGUGGGGCUAGUAGGUCCAUAAUCCAUCCUUGCAUACCUUGUGUCAUGACCUGUUGUUUUAUUUUCAUUUUAUUUUUUUUUAACUUGCUUGUUAUUACACUUUACUGGGUCUGUAAAAAAAAUGUAACACCUGUAGAAGUGACAUUAUUCAGUGUUGAGCUAAAACAGCUGAUGCAAACAUAUAACCUUCCCAAACACACACUCAAAUUCUAAUUUAAAGGCCUCAAAAUGUUGAUAACCGUGUUUAGGACUGACUGUCUAAACAAAGCUGACCCAGAGACCUUCCUCCCUUGUUUUUAUUUAUGUUGAAUUUGUUCUUAGAUCUGGUGCAGAUGAAAACACUUUCUAAUAUCUAAAACCUUUUAUUCAUAGUUGUUAAUCAUGCACACUUCGGUAAAAUGCCACCUGGCUUUACACUCAUUAUAUCAAACUGUAUGAGGGAUAUGAAACAUGUCCGCUCUUGUUUAUGUGGUCAUAUCCACUGUACUGUAUUUGCUUAUAGAACGUUUGUGUUGGGUUGGAUUGCUCAAGGCGGUUAUUUGAAGGGACUGUGCAAUACUCUGAGUUUUGCUGGUAGUGCUGAAAAUAAAUGCAUGAUGUUAACUUCAAAAAUUA
Messenger RNA from Puntigrus tetrazona (Sumatra barb), 4156 nucleotides. It is a transcript of the gene phf24, whose product is annotated as PHD finger protein 24. The transcript is spliced from 9 exons. Lineage: Eukaryota; Metazoa; Chordata; Actinopteri; Cypriniformes; Cyprinidae. The record is from RefSeq and is a predicted model, not a curated record. Bases 397 to 1668 code for a protein of 423 amino acids. Gene Ontology annotation, molecular function: calcium ion binding.